Molecule: messenger RNA, 1899 nt
Organism: Anarrhichthys ocellatus (wolf-eel)
Lineage: Eukaryota; Metazoa; Chordata; Actinopteri; Perciformes; Anarhichadidae
Product: serine/arginine-rich splicing factor 6-like
Exons: 6
Coding region: 104-1480 (458 amino acids)
Cellular component (GO): nucleus; cytoplasm
Molecular function (GO): mRNA binding
Source: RefSeq, a predicted model, not a curated record
GGAGCGCGCGUGUGUGUGUGUGCCUUUGCAGCCUCAUCUCUGUGUUCGGUCGGUUUAAGCCGGAUCCCACAUUUCGCAAGGUUAGCGCACGCAAGCUAGCACGAUGUCGAGGGUGUACAUCGGACGACUGAGCUACAGGGCCCGAGAGAAGGACGUGGAGAGAUUCUUCAAAGGCUACGGGAAGAUACUCGAAGUCGACCUGAAAAACGGGUAUGGGUUUGUUGAAUUUGAUGACCCACGUGAUGCAGAUGAUGCUGUGUAUGACUUGAACGGCAAGGAGUUGUGUGGGGAGAGGGUCAUUGUGGAGCACACCAAGGGACCCCGUCGGGAUGGAGGUUAUGGUGGUAGUGGCGGAGGCGGUGGUGGCGGAGGCGGCGACAGAGGCGGCGGCGACAGAGGAGGCGGCGAUAGAGGAGGCGGCGACAGAGGUGGCGGCGACAGAGGUGGCGGCGACAGAGGCGGCGGCGACAGAGGUGGUGGUGGAGGAGGUGGUGGAGGAAGAAGUGGAUAUGGCCGCUGGGGAAGAGACAGAUAUGGUCCACCGAUAAGGACAGAUUAUCGGCUCAUUGUUGAGAAUCUUUCCAGCCGCUGCAGCUGGCAGGACUUGAAGGACUACAUGAGGCAGGCCGGGGAGGUGACUUACGCUGACACCCACAAGGGCCGGAGGAAUGAGGGGGUGAUCGAGUUCAGGCUCUACUCCGACAUGAAGAGGGCUCUGGAGAAGCUCGAUGGCACAGAAGUGAACGGCAGAAAGAUCCGGCUGAUCGAGGACCGCCCCGGAGCCAGACGCAAACGCUCUUAUUCUCGCAGCCGCAGCCAUUCCAGGUCCCGCUCCAGGAGCCGCAGGUCUCGCAAGAGCCGCAGCCGCAGCGAGAGCAGCAGUCGCAGCCGCUCCCGCUCCAGAGCGGCGUCCAACUCCCGCAGCCGAUCUCGUAGCAAGAAGAACAAGAUCAAGGUCAAGAAGGAGGAGGAAGAGCGCAGCAACGGCGCUCCAAAGAACAAGGAGCGCAGCAGGAGCCGCAGCCCCAAGAGCAGGAGCCCCAAAAGCAGGAGCCCCAAGAGCCGUAGUCCCAAAAGCAGGAGCCCCAAGAGCCGCAGCCCCAAGAGUAAAAAGAGCAAGAAAGACGUGAAGAAGAACAAGAAGGAUGAGUCCAGGUCCAGGUCUCGCUCUCGUUCCAGGUCUCGUUCAAGAUCUGGGAUUAAGGAUCGCUCCAGGAAAUCCGGCUCAAAGAGCCGCGAGCAGCCCAAGAGCGAGGACGAGGGAGGCGAGGCCGAGCGUGGCUCCCGCUCUCGUUCACGCUCCCCCGCCGAAUGCAAAACCAGAGCCAGGUCUAAAUCCAAGUCCAAGUCCAAAUCCCGCUCCCCCUCCCCCACCAAAGCCCGCUCCCACUCCCGCUCCGCCUCCCGCUCAGAGUCCCGCUCCAAGUCCCGUUCCAAAUCCCGCUCCCAGUCUCGUUCUCGCUCCCGUUCCCGCUCGUAGUUCAUAUUUUGAACAGUUUUGAUCCCUUCUCCCAGUGUCUCCCACUACCCGCCAUUUACAUUUCCCGAACCCCUCCACUCUUUCCCCCCCCCCCCCCCCCCCUUUUUUUGAUAAAUAGCUGUAGAUGACCAGGCACUCGACGUCUUUUAUGCACACGCUACUCCAUUUCAUUUGACUUUUACUCUGUGUAUUUUUUCAUUAGCUCUGUCUCGUAUGGGGGUGUUUGUAAAACAGGGUGCAAAUCUCAGUUUUAUAAGUUUAAAUGAUGGUAUGGUGCGUGUCUUAGCCUUUUUUUAAUCCAAUGUAGAAGCAUACUGUUUCGUCAGAAAGCCUGGUGGGAAGAAGUUCCACCAUCUCACCUUUUUGUGAAAUCCUUGUAUCAUUUUAUUUCAGAUUAAAGAAACACCUGUUAUACAUUG